ACCAAUAGAUCGAGACCCUCUUUCCCAUUUGUCUCCAUCUCUGUUGUUUUUCUCUCUGCAAUGGACGAAGUGAUGACGGCCGCUGAUGCGUCAUCGAGCUUUCGAUCGGCGUCAUCCGAUCCGUCCAUCAUUCCCUCCAACCUCCCUCUCCUCUCCGCUUUCCUCUCCUUCGCUCUCGCUCAGUUCCUCAAGCUCUUCACCACCUGGUACAAGGAGAAAAGAUGGGAUUCCAAAAGGAUGCUUGGGUCAGGUGGAAUGCCAUCAUCGCAUUCAGCAACCGUGACAUCUCUUGCGGUUGCUAUUGGCUUGCAAGAAGGAACGGGAGCACCUGCAUUUGCUGUUGCAGUGGUCUUGGCAUGUGUUGUAAUGUAUGAUGCUUCUGGGGUAAGACUUCAUGCUGGUCGCCAAGCUGAAUUACUAAAUCAAAUUGUGUGCGAGCUACCUCCUGAACACCCUGUCUCUAAUGUUAGACCUCUACGAGAUUCACUCGGUCAUACUCCACUUCAGGUUGUUGCAGGUGGCAUGUUGGGAAUCAUGGUGGCGUUGCUAAUGAGAAGUUCCCGUUAGGGGAUACGUUGUAGUGAAAUAGCAAUGUUUGUGCCUUGCCAUUCGAGAGUGAUCUCGUCGCACCUGCUCAAAGAAUUGGACUCCAAAGAAGAAAAGUUUUAUACCAUUGUGAAUCUAUUUACUGUAAGUCUGUAAUUGUCUUAAUUUGAUGUUUGCGUACUAGUCUUCAUAUGCUUUUGGCUAAAUUGGCUUUGUUUGUUAAUGCUUUUUAGGUGAUACUUUUUUUAUUUUUUAUUUUGUUUGAAAAAGUAUUAUGAUGUAAUAUAUAGAUAAAAGUAGUUUAGAAUGUUUUGUAUUUUUGAUUGUUUAUUAAUAAUUAAUAUGA
Messenger RNA from Corylus avellana, 892 nucleotides. RefSeq lists its product as uncharacterized. The record is from RefSeq and is a predicted model, not a curated record. Lineage: Eukaryota; Viridiplantae; Streptophyta; Magnoliopsida; Fagales; Betulaceae.